AUGAAUUUUAUAGAAACAAUUGCGUUGGAGAGUUAUUGGCCCUUAAUACGAAUUGUAAAAGAAUGGAAGGCGUCAGAAUUCGAUUGGGUAGACUUCAUGAUCGAGGGGCAAGAUAUUGGAAUGCCGGUCAAAUUUUUGGAUAUUCAACCUGAGGCUACUCCUGAGGACCAUUCAAUCAGCAUGACGUACAUCUUGAAUAUUGCUCCUGAUGAGUUUAAAAAAAACAUUUCUGAUCCUGGAGAUAUGUUGAGAAUAUCUUACACAGCUUAUUUAAUGGGAGCGUUCACAAGUUUGGGAAACACAUUAACAAAUGAUCAAAUAGAAGAAUUGGUUGAAUUUCAACGUAAAAUUUCCGAGGAAAGAUUGAUCUCCAAGAUCCUCCUCAGGAACAUCAAGCCCGCUACCAAAAUCCAGGACCUGGUCUUUCUGGUCCCUCCAUCUUUCUCCGACUUCUUGGAUCUCCUGGCAAACACACCCAAAAAUUUUCAAGCGAAUUACGCUGCGUGGAAGAUACUCCAGAACGCAGUUCCCUUCUUGGACAAGUCCUUCUUCCAGGCUGAGUCUAUAUACUGCUCGGAAAAGAAUUGCAAGGAUAGAACCCGUAAAAACGCGUGUCUUAAUCUAGUAGAAGAAUAUUUGAAGCCUGCUGUUAUUCUGGCGUAUGCUAAAGCUCACUUUACUUCAGAGGUUGAAUCACUGGUCGUUGAUAUAGCUGCCAGGAUCAAGGAUCAGUACAUCCAGGUGAUAAACCAGUCGGCUUGGGAGAAAAGCGACGCAGAUUUUGUAGAAUUCUACAAAGAUUUGGAGAUUAACACUACAAAUUUCUUGCAAACGAUGAUGAACUUGGAGAAAUUCGACGUCAAGCAUAGGUUCAACAACGCUACGAGUCUAGGACCAACGGAGCUGGUGGAUCCGCUCAGGAAUUUCUUCUUCAGGAACGUCAGAGGGACUAUUUACAUGCCAUUGUCCUCCCUUGCGGAACCUUCCUUCAACCCUCGUGAUCCAAUCUACAAGAACAUUGGAUCUAUGGGCGGGUUCAUUGCUUUCAUCUUGACCAAAAAUAUCGUUCAUCUUGGCAGGAACUUGGACGGCGGCAAGGAAAUUGAUAACCAAGUCAUUUCUUGUCUUCGGCGACAAUUGAUUCCUUUGCAAAACCCGGCAGCUAAUCAGUUGCUUACCGACAGUGGGUUACUGAGCAUGAUAAAGAAGAUGUUGACAAUAAGUGACAAUAAGCUCUUCUGGAUUAAUUCCAUGGAAGCUUUCUGCAGAAAAGAACCCACCGCUACUAAGGUUAUAGAGAAUAAAUACCAUGAUUUUGAGUACCAUAUUUUGAAAGCUUUGACAAGCGUACCUCAAUUUUGGGAAGACUUCAGUUCGAAUCCUUGUGACAAUUCCUACCGUUUUGUGUGCGGUUCCUCGAACAGACUUGCUCCGAAACUAGGUAUUAUCACCUUUACUAAUUUAAUUACCACUCGUAUAACGGAUUUGAUCGAGGAAGGAACCGUUUCCAAGGGGAUUAGACCCUUCCAGCUGAUUGAUGACGUCUACAAGACCUGCAAGAGUAAUGCAGCCAUUGGGGAACAAGUUGUCAAGAGCUUGUUCCACGUCUUUGAGCAACUGGGCGGUUGGCCGUUGCUGCAAGGUUCCCAGUGGCAGACGAAGGAUUACAUGUUGACAGACGUCACUCUUCGCAGCAAGUUGCUAGGAAUUUCCGUCAACCCGUUUCUGACUAUCGAACCGCUUAUCGAGCCUGAAAGCGGCCGUGUGGCGACGGAAUUUUUCGUAUCCGAAUUGACAGAAAAGUACCCUUCAGUAUUCUGGUCCAAGCUCCUCAAUUCGCUGUACCCUAUCAGCAAAGAGAAGCUUAACUUAUCCAACAUGACGUUCUUCGUCUCCUCGUUUCUGUCUACUGUAUUUGAGCUACUAGAUGAAACUGAUUCUCGCGUGCUGUACAAUUACGCCGGUUGGAAAGUCCUUCAACACGCAAUUCCUUAUCUGACCAAAGACUACCAAGAUCUGAGGCGUGAGUACUGCAAAACCCAGGAGUGUGGGGGUUCUCUGCGUGACAAAUGUCUUAAAGUCGUCCUAAAAUAUCUGCAACCUGCGGUUGAUUUGUUGUAUGCCAAGCGCUACUUCACCGAGGAAGCUGAUUCUCUUGUUAGUGCCAUGGUAGAAAAUAUCAAGCGACAAACCAAGGACCUGAUCAGCAAAUCCAGUUGGAUGGACCAGGACACCAAGAAGGAGCACAUUGAUGCGAUAGACAACAUACCGGUGAUAAUUGGCUAUGCAGAAAAGAACAGCACGGAUGAUGAGUUUGUCAAGUACUACGAAGAAUUGGAGAUCGACACCUCGAAUUUCUUCCAGACGCUCAUGAAUCUAGAAGCGUUUGAUAGUCCGCGAAGAUUUUACAGCACCAACGGCUUAGGCCCGAGAAAUUUUAUCAAUCCGUUGCUUGCUACUGCAGAUUUCUCAGCCGGCAAACUUUAUGUACCCAUGAACAUGCUUCGAGAACCGUUUUUCAGCGUUGACUACCCAAUGAGUGUAAACUACGGUUUCAGUGGUCGGGCAAUCGCCAAGGCAUUGGCGAGAGGUAUCCUUCAUCGGCGAGAGCCGAGAAGCCAAGCUAUGAAGGACAAAGUUGCGUGCUUCAGUAAACAGGUCGCGAAUUACACUUCCCAGCUUCCGUUCGAGACCAAUCUGCUUAUUGACGAAUACCUAGGUUUUAAGAUUUCUUACCAUGCAUACCAAUCAUGGUUGUCCUCCAUUUCUGGUGGCAGGGAGCCCAUGAUCCCGGAAUUGCCGUACUCUGACCGUCAGAUAUUCUGGAUGAGCUCACUGCAGAAGGAUUGUAAGCGACCCUGGAACAAAUACAAAACUAUUGAGGAUAAGUACUUUCCCUUUGAGUUCCGCAAGAUGAUAGAUCUUAGUAACGUUCCUGAGUUUUACGAUGAUUUCAACUGUCAAAGCCAGCCAUUCCUUGAGACACAUGGACCGUCAUGUACUCUUUUUUGA
Cotesia congregata is the source of this 3012-nucleotide messenger RNA. The record is from the annotation of a GenBank genome assembly. Lineage: Eukaryota; Metazoa; Arthropoda; Insecta; Hymenoptera; Braconidae.